Molecule: messenger RNA, 6777 nt
Organism: Lytechinus pictus (painted urchin)
Lineage: Eukaryota; Metazoa; Echinodermata; Echinoidea; Temnopleuroida; Toxopneustidae
Product: serine/arginine repetitive matrix protein 2-like
Exons: 10
Coding region: 389-2719 (776 amino acids)
Biological process (GO): positive regulation of transcription by RNA polymerase II
Cellular component (GO): nucleus
Molecular function (GO): RNA binding; transcription factor binding
Source: RefSeq, a predicted model, not a curated record
GCACAAGGUCGAGAAUUCCACGAAUAUCGAUGACGUGGUGAUGAUUGUAUACACACAAUGCAAUCCGCGCCCAUGGAAGUCCCAUGAUACCGGCCGUACAUCUACAUGCAUUGCGCAUACGUACGUGUAUCUCUAUGUGCACUAGCUCCAUGCUACCAGCUACAGCUGUAGGAAUUGAAUGCAUUCUGCAUGAAUUGUACGCAUAUCACAUGCACACGUACACUGUGUAUGUACGUACGUAGCGCAUGUAUAUUUAAACCACGUGGUACGUAACACAAAAUAGAGACGACUCCUGUCGACCUCACGCUUGUUUUGCCCUUUCCUUCAUCAACCUGGACUGACAUUUCCUAUUUUGCACUUCAAAAUAAAGAAUACAACCGUGGGCAAAAUGGCCCAAGUAAAUAAUUCUUUUGAAUUUGGGGAUCCACCUGAUGCUGGUCUAGAAUGGCAUCAGCUAAUGCAGAAUGAAGGCUAUGAUCUGAGCAAGUUUGAACUGGUUGCUGUCCCAGAGGAGUUUUCUGAUGCAUCAGGCACAGAUCUGCUAGGCCAUGGAGGUCUCUUGGAAUAUGAUGGAGUCUUGGAUGUAGAGGGCAGUGACAGUGACGAAUCAUGUGUGGACCCAGGUGAAGGAUUUAAUGUCACCAUUGAGCAUGUGGGAGAUGACUUCGGCCAAGGCUCUGGAUUGGUCCAUCUGCUUGAAGUACCUCAAAACCUGAGCAGCGAUACCAAGCAAUACCAUAAAGAUGAUAUUUUAGAUGUUGGAAUUGAAGCAUGUGAUCUGAAAAGUCUCUUGGAGCAGUUUGAAGAGAGUGAGCAGCCGCGUGCAAAACCAGUUCCACAACCAGUAUCCUCACCAGCACCAAAGCCAUCAAUGAGGGAACCAAGGGUCGUAACAAAGAUGAAGGAACUCCCAAGCCCUGCGGAAGUUAUCAAGAAGAUUGCGCCAGUGAAGAGGAAAGGGGCUAUUCUUCUUGACCCUACAACUCUACCAGCAAAGAAAGUCAAACCCAAACAGGUUUCCCAGAAUCAUGAGGUCAGCAAAGCGAUUCAGCUUGCCAGGAGCACCCACGCAGCUUCACCUAUCCCGUUCAACUUGAAACACCUGAUUCCUGCUCCGAAGUACCUCAGUAUGGAGCACGACUACUGCAUGAGUCCUGCUGCCUCAGAGAAGAGCACCGGAUCUGACUUACCUAACCAGAUGACCAAAGAAGAGAGACGAGCGUACUACAAGUAUAAGUACAGAAUCAAGAAGAAAGUCAAUGGCGUGGAUAGUCCGUCAAAGAGUUCAUCUGUGAGUAGUUCACCGCGUAGUUUGUCACCAGCAAGUAUGUCGCCAAACCCUGGCGGUGUUGAAGUCAGUGAUGGGAAGGUACCAAAGGCUAAUCCAGCGGCGGUUGUUCCACUGUUUGAUAAGAUACCAGGGUACUUUUCAAAGAAGCUCCUAGUGGGUAUGUACCGUGAAAUAAACAGUGAGGACCCCUCCAAACAGGUGCAUCAAGGAUAUGACCAGAAUAUUUUUGUCAGCAGUGAGAAUGAUGGUGGGAAGAUACAAGACUCGAGCAAGGAGAGGAAGAGUAGACUGCACAUUCGACGACGCCAUUGUCGUUCUUACCGUGACUCGCGAAGGAAAAACUCAUUGUCAUCCCAGUCCGAUAGUUCUUGUUGCAGCUCGUGUUCGGAACGCUCCCAUAAUCCAGGUGAAAGUGAUCUUGAACGUGACAACCGAUCUAGGAAUCCGAACCAGCGUGUGCAAAGAAGGAGACGAACUAGAGACAGUGUUUGCUCUGCACGGUCACGGAACUCCCGUUCCCCAUCAUACUCACGCUCAAGGUCUCCUGCCUAUUCAUCCCACAGUGAUUAUGAUUCUCACAGACAUUCCCGCUCAUUUUCACGAUCCAGGUCACGUUCCUUCUCACGAUCCAGGUCGAGAUCAUAUUCGAGGUCCCCCUUUUACUCAAGAUCACGUUCAAGGUCUAGAUCGCAUUCUCGCUCCAGGUCAAGACCACGGUCGCGAUCAAGAUCCCCUAGAGACUACAGUAGAAGAUCACGAUCCUAUUCACGUUCUUUGUCCAGGUCCCCAAUCAGAACUAGUAGAUCAUCAAGUAGGAGAUUUAGUAGGUCACCUCAUUCAAGGUCAAGAGGAAGGUCAAUGUCGAGAUCAUUAUCCAGGUCAAGGUCACGUCCUCAUAGUAGACAUAGAGACAAUAACAACAGAUCUUAUUCACAAAUCCGAACGCAUGAUCCCCAUGGUAACAGCACUGAGGUCCUCUAUUCAGCUCAACAACUUCAAGAAUUUGAGGAAAGGCGUGUUGUGUACGUAGGUAAUAUCUCAGAUGACACCUCAAGAUUGGACCUCAUGAAGCAGUUCUCACGGUUUGGGCCUGUUGACAAAAUUCAGCUCUACUUUAGAAAAGAUAUGGAUAACUAUGGAUUUGUGACCUUUCACUACAAGUGUGAUGCUGUUGCUGCCAUUACAGCUGGACAUGACCCUAAUUGGCCCAAGUAUGACCUCUGCUUCGGAGGAAGAAGGAAGUUCUGCACAAAAAAAUAUGAAGACCUUGAUUCAUUGAACAAUGCAUCAGCGGAUCUUGACUAUGGUUACCAUGGAAACAGAGAAAAAGAGGAAGAUGAUGCCUCUGCUAAAGAUGAAGGACCAGAAGAGAGUGAAUUUGAUAAACUGCUCAAGGCAGCCAUGAAGAAUAAAAAUAAGAGUAGAUGAUGAUGGAGACAAUAUCUCCUUACUCUCACUUUAUGGAAUAGGAGAACGCGCAUGUUACUGAUGAAUUCUUGAUCAUGUAUUAUGAGAUAUAAUGUGAAAAGUACUCAGUUUGUGAUGAUGGUAAUCACUAUAAAGAAAGUUAUUUCAAUCAAUUCAGAAAGCAGAAUGCAUUUUUUGUUGCAGUUUGGUAAUUCUCUACAGAUUUUUUUUUUUUGCUUUCAAAGAUCUGAAUUAUUUUUAGGAUCAAAGAUUAUUUUAAAAAUGAAGGUCAAUGAUGGUAAAUAAAUUUUUGUUAACUGCUGUUUUAUUUUGUACACAAAGUGCUCUUUUUAUCACGAAAAAAGUAAAAUUCAAUUGGAAUUAGAUUGGAUGAAAUUUUCAAAUGAGAAUUGAAAAAGAGAUGUUUUCAUUUCUGGUACAUGUUUAUUUACAUGAUAUACCAAGAUUUUCUUUCAGGGCAAAAAUAAAUGGGCAUUACUAUGCAUAUUUAUUGCUUUGUACCAUUUAUAAUCAUUUCCAUCUUGGUAUAUUUAUUUCCAUGGUGAUUUUUUUUAGUCUUGGGCAUUAAAAUUAUCAAUGUUGUUGAGCUUCUAUGUGUAUAUUGUUGCACCACUGAAAUCAUCAAAUCAUUCAUAGCAAACAAUAUCAACACACAAGCAUUAUUCUAUGAGCCUGUCUUCAUUCACUUACCCCUUAUUCUUGAUACAGGUCAAUACUUUUUCUUUCCACACAUCAUUGCUUAGGGUACCACAUAUAUCUUUCACAUGUAGUAGAAGUAGUUGUAGUAGAAGAAGAUGUAGUAGAAUUAGAAAUCAAGCUUUUAGUAAUAGCAACUGUACAGUAGGGAGAAUACAUGUAUAUGUUUCCCGACACAUCAAAGAAAACUUAUGAAUUUGAUUACAGUAUAUUGUCUUUAAAUAUAUCAUUUUGGGGGUCUUGGGGAAUUCUUUUUUUUAAAUAGAGUUCAGCAGUUGAACUAAAAGGGACAUCUAAUAUUUUCUUUAAAAAAAUAAAAGAAAAUAGAGCAGAGUGGUGAAAAAUUGACAACUGGAAGUACUUAAAGAUGAAAAUUGUAAUUAAUCUUUCUACAUAAAUUAUGUGAACUUCAAAGUGGCUGGAAAGCUUACGAAACUGAUUUGGGUAGGGGCAAUGCUCACAAAUCCUGAAAGGAAAAAAAUUAAAAGAUUUUGCAUUGUAAAAAUCCACUCAAAAUGGACAAAGAAAAUGUGUUUUUAUCGAAUUUCGAUUCCUCUCAAAUUUAAUAUUACAAGUUUGCUACGUAUGACACAUGUAGAACAUUUUGGCUAAAAUUUUUUUUUUUACUGUAUCAUGGAAAGAAUGGUAAUCUAAUUUGAAAUUGUUGAAUCGUUCAGUACUUUAUUUUUCAGGUCAAUCAACAACAUGAUCAACAACAACGUGUUCAGUAUGUUAGAAAAAAAAUGUGAGAUAGCAUUGAUUGUUGCAAAGAAUGCAAAAGGAAAGAAGAACUUUUAUUUAAAUUUUAUUCAUCAUGAGAAAGUUGAAUUCAUGAUUGAAGAUGUGCUUAAUACCUUCAAAACUUAAAAAUGAUAUAUUUCUUUUUUUUUUCUUUGUCAAGAAAUGCAUUUAAGUUUCUUUUUUAUAUGAAUAUCUCAAUGUCUUUUUUUUAUUUGAUUUAGUGCCAAAAGUGAAAGUUGUAUGUAUUGAUACUUAAUUUUAUAUAAAAAAAGGUUAUAAAAUGCUCUAAAACUUAUUUUUUAUAUUGAAUUUACAACAACAAAAAAUGUAAGAAAAAUACAUAGAUAUGAAUUAUGUACGACUAUGUGAAAGGGAUUUAUAAGUUGGAUUGAGAUAAUUUGUAUGGUCUAAUUUUCGGUUGUAUGGUAAUUUGUUUAAAGUUGAGAAAUGCUCAAUUAUUUGCAACACUAGUGUGAAGGAACUGUAUUAGAAGUAAAUAUUUUAUAUUUUAAUGCAUCUAAUCAUAAAAAAAUGAACAUAUACCUCUUCCUUUGUUUUAUCUCUUUUUAAUAUUUGUUUUUUUAUGAUUGCAUUGUUGGGAAGUUAGUGAUGUACAAGUAACUCCUAUAAAGACAAAUAUCUUGAGACCACAGAAAUCUGUUUGACUUGAGAAAGGGUCUAAUUACAAUAUUUUGCAUAAUUGGGUGGGUGUUUUAUAAAGCUGUUUGUAAAGUUACCAGAGACUUUACAAGUGACUGGUGAUCCUUUCUUGGGAACAACAUCAAUGAAAAUCUGGUGUGCAUCAUUCACAAAGGAUCACCAGUCAUCCAUAAAGUCUUAUGUUAAUUACAAACAGCUUUAUGAAAUACCCACCAAGGUCUUAAAAACUGCUUUGACUUAGGGUUGAAUUUUCAAUGUAUGGGGUCAACAUAUUCAAGUUUUUCUGUACUGUUUACCUUUGUUUGACGGUGGGAGCAGUAAAUGUGUCCUGUUCAGCGAUUUUUUUUCCUACCAAGUUGCUGCUCCACAAUGUCAAAGACAAAGCAGAGCAACAAUAUGUAAUAUUGCUCUUGGAUUGUUCCACAUAUCUAUAAAAACAUUUUUACUUGUAUUUUUUCCUCUUAUGAUCUAGAUGAAGUUUUGUUUUGAAUGUAGUUGAAUGCAAGACCUAUUAAUUUUUAUUUUUUUUAAUUUUAUCUGAAUUUCCAGUAUUAAUCAUUGAUAUUUUGUAAAUUCUAUCAUUUUUACAAUUUGUAUGUUCGUAAGAAAACUAUCCAAUUUAUUUCCUUCAAAUUUUUUUUACACAUGCAUAUGAAAAAAAAUCAUCUACUUGGAAGUCGAAACUAUUUUUGUUAUGAGAGGUUUAUUGCAGCAAAGUAGAUUUAAUUGAUUGACGUUCUUAGCCAAGGAUGAAAUCAAGCAGUCGAGGGCUAAUAUACUUAGGACUGUUUGAAAUGUGAAAAAUGAAAAUGAAAAAAAAAGGAAUCUUCAAAAAAUGAAAUAAUAAUAAUAAUGGUGGCUACUUAUAUAGCGCACAGGUCCACCUUUCGGUGCUCAUGGCGCUUCAAGGAAAAUAAACACAAAACACAACAAUAGAAAACAAAAACGAAUAGAAUUUGAAUUCUCCUGAAUAAACACAAUAUUAAACUGCUAAUGGGAGAUUAAAUAAGUUUUCAAUUGGGACUUGAAUGCUUCUGUUGAUGAAAUUUGGCGUAAUUGGAUAGGCAGUUGAUUCCAUAGCUUUGGUCCUAUAACAGAGAAUGCAUGGUCCCCCCAUUUGUGUUUUGUUCUGGGUGUCUGGAGCAAUAGAGAAUCAGAUGAUGAGCGAAGACUACGUGAAGGCUGACAUUUUGAGAUAGAGCUGCUGAGAUAUGUGGGGAAGAGAGAAUAAAUUGAAUGAUGUAUUAGUAAAAGAAUUUUGAAGGUGAUUGUUUUACCAACAGGCAGCCAAUGUAAGGACUGGAGGAUUGGCGAGAUGGAGUCAUACUUUUUAGUGUAGGUUAGGAGACGGGCAGCAGAGUUUUGUAGACGUUGAAGUUUUGUCAAAUCUUUUUGUGGGAGGUUACAGAACAAUGAGUUUGAAAAAUCUAAACGGGAGGAAAUUAAAGCAUGGAUAAGUAUCUCGGCUGCAGGUUUAGACAGUGACUUUCUGAUGAAACUCAAAUUACGUAGUUGAUAUCUGACAUUUUGUUGGACUUGAGUAAUGGAGAAAUAGAAUCAAAUGGUGGUAUUCAAUACAAAUUGCAAGUUUGUCAUUUUGUUCAUUUUACAUAUAUUAAUGGAAUUUCAUCUGAAAAUCAGACCGAGGAAGCUCCUAAUUUUCAUAUUAUAGCUUUUGUUACCCCAUAUUUUGUCCAAAAUGAAGUAGAAUACUGUAUUUUUUUUUUCUCCACUGAAGCCAGUUAUGAAAAGUGAUCACAAGACGAUGAAGAAGUAUGGUUAUUUAAAUACUUUGUUUAUAAUUGUAUGCUCGUUAAUCACAGCAGAGGUUGUGCUGUUGGUUUCUGCUUAUGUGGGGGCAUCUUUAUACAGUUUGCUUCUGAGUAAUAGGUACAUGAAAGUUGCGAACAUGUAUUUAAAAUGUAUCGUCAAUAAAAAUUCAACUGCAUUAUACUUUGAAA